AUGCUGGAUCUGUUGAUGCCUCUUCAUGUUUCAACUGACGAAGUAUCGAGGAUGAGACCUCCUCUUGUUCCACUUGCAACGUUGAUUGGGCGUGAGCUUAGGAAUGAGAAGAUCGAGAAACCUUUUGUGAAGUAUGGACAAGCUGCUUUAGCAAAGAAAGGAGAGGAUUACUUUCUCAUAAAACCUGACUGCCAGAGGGUUCCUGGGGAUCCGUCAACAUCAUUCUCUGUGUUUGCGAUCUUUGAUGGACAUAAUGGGAUAUCAGCUGCCAUCUUUACAAAGGAGAAGUUGUUGGAUAAUGUAUUGAGUGCAAUUCCUCAAGAUGUUAGUAAGGAAGAGUGGCUUCAAGCACUUCCUCGGGCACUAGUGGCUGGUUUUGUUAAAACUGACAUAGAAUUCCAGAAGAAAGGGGAGACUUCUGGGGGUGUGGUUUCUCUCUUGACAGUUGAUCACAGGCUGGAAGAAAAUGUAGAAGAGAGGGAGCGGGUAACUGCAAGUGGGGGUGAAGUAGGAAGGCUAAAUGUUUUUGGAGGCAACGAGGUUGGCCCCCUGCGUUGUUGGCCUGGUGGAUUAUGUCUUUCUCGGUCAAUUGGUGACACAGAUGUUGGAGAGUUCAUUGUUCCAAUACCUCAUGUCAAGCAAGUGAAACUUUCACAUGCUGGAGGAAGGCUCAUUAUCGCUUCUGAUGGUAUUUGGGAUGCGCUAUCUUCGGAUAUGGCUGCCAAGUCUUGUAGAGGUUUGCUUGCAGAGCUUGCUGCAAAGUUGGUUGUUAAGGAGGCAUUGAGGUCAAGGGGCCUGAAAGAUGAUACAACAUGCCUUGUUGUUGAUAUUAUCCCAUCCGACAUUCCUGUCUUACCUCCAAUACCCAGGAAGAAGCAUAAUAUGUUCAGUUCACUUUUUGGGAAGAAAGCCCUGAGUGCUGUGAGUAAAUCAACAAAUAAGCUUUCUGCUGUUGGUGUGGUGGAGGAACUGUUUGAAGAGGGUUCUGCUAUUCUUGCAGAAAGAUUGGGUAAGGAUUUUCCCGUAAAUGCAAACUCUGGGCUAUAUAGAUGUGCUGUCUGCCAAGUGGAUCAAACCCCAGCUGACGGUGUAUCAGUAAGCUCAGGCUCUUUCUUCUCACCUGGAUCAAAGCCAUGGGAAGGCCCCUUCCUCUGCAGUAACUGUCGGAAAAAGAAAGAUGCCAUGGAAGGGAAAAGGCCGAGCAGACCCACAGUGGUUGCAUAG
Dovyalis caffra is the source of this 1224-nucleotide messenger RNA. The record is from the annotation of a GenBank genome assembly. Lineage: Eukaryota; Viridiplantae; Streptophyta; Magnoliopsida; Malpighiales; Salicaceae.